Molecule: messenger RNA, 837 nt
Organism: Macrosiphum euphorbiae (potato aphid)
Lineage: Eukaryota; Metazoa; Arthropoda; Insecta; Hemiptera; Aphididae
Source: the annotation of a GenBank genome assembly
AUGAAAAAUGAUUUAGUUAACUUUAUAGUAGAAGAAGUUAAACAGGUAAAAUACUUCUCUAUAAUUAUGGACUCUACCCCAGAUCUUUCAAAAAUUGAUCAAAUGGCUAUAGUACUCAGAUAUUGUAUUUCAUCUAAAGUUUAUGAGCGAUUGUUUCAUCUAACACCAGUAACUAGUCAUAAAGGAGAGUUCAUUUUUAAUAUCUUAAGUGAAUUUCUGAAAAAUACUGGACUUGAUAUAAAAAAUGUUCGUGGUCAAUCCUAUGACAAUUCCUCCAACAUGAGUGGUAUAUAUGAGGGACUUCAGGCACACGUUAAAAAUCAAAACUCUUUAGCUAUAUAUAUUCCAUGUACAACCCACUCGUUAAAUUUAGUGGGUGUACAUAGUGUAGACUGCUGUGAAGAAGCUGUACAUUUUUUUAGUUUUUUGCAAAUGCUAUAUAAUUUUUUCAGUGGCUCUACUCACAGAUGGUCAAUCUUAACCAAUUCAUUAGAGAAAAAGGAUAAAGAAAGGUUGUUAUUUUUAAAGUCUUUAAGUGACACAAGAUGGGCAUGCCAUUCUGAGGCUUGCCGUGCACUCACUAUUAAUUAUAAAACUAUAUUAACUGUACUUUUUGAAAUAUCUGAUAGCAAAAAUGAAAAUGGGGAUACAAAAUAUAAUGCAAAGGUGUUGUUGAAGAAAAUGUUGAAAAAAGAAACAGGCUAUUUGUGUCUAUUUUGGAAUGACAUAUUACAACACUGUAAUAAAGUAUCAGCUAUUGAUUUACAAAGCAAAAGCAAUGGUAUUUUAAAAGCUGUGAAUUUGUUGAAAAGUUUAAAAAUGUUGUUUCAAGUUUAA